UAGUCGAAGGACUUAUGCAAAGUGAUGUGGGCGUUGGCUUCCUCCAGAGUUCCUUCCAAACACCACCGCUCAAACAGAUAAAAGGAGAUCCGAAAGGAGGGGAGAGAGGAGAGAGAUUAUAGAUUUCUGAGAGUUGAAGAUGGAUAGAGAUAAUGUAAAAGUUGAAGAUGGAGGCACAAAGGCAGAUAAGGAACUGGGUUGGGGAAAAUCUUUACCGGUACCAAGUGUCCAAGAGAUGGUGAAGAAUGAUUCUGAGAGUGUUCCUGAAAGAUAUAUAAAAGAAUACCAAGACAGGCCAAUAGAUUCCACCCUCUCUCCCAAUAUGUUCGACAAUAUCCCAGUCAUAGAUUUCUCUUUGCUUGUUAGUGGAGAUGGAGAUAAGCUAAACAAGCUAGAUUCUGCGUGCAAGGAGUGGGGUUUCUUCCAGCUAAUAAACCAUGGUGUGGAAGUAGAGGUUUUAAACAGUAUGAAGGCUGCUGUGGCAGCAUUUUUUGAUCUCCCACUUGAAGAGAAAAAGAAGUAUGCAAUGGCUGAGAAUGAUAUUCAAGGAUAUGGCCAAGCAUAUGUGGUUUCAGAACAUCAAAAGCUAGAUUGGUGUGAUAUUUCAUUCUUGAUAACUCAACCACCCGAAUAUCGAAACUUCAAGUACUGGCCCACCACAUUACCAGGCUUCAAAGAGGCAGUCGAUGAAUACUCGAAAGAAGUAGAGAGAGUGACUGUGGCGAUCUGUGAAUGUCUUUCACGAUUGAUGGGUUUGGAUAAACAUGGUUUGAAAAGGUUGCAUGGAGUAAUGAAACAAUCAAUGAGACUGAACUACUAUCCGCGGUGCUCCAGGACUGACCUUGUUCUUGGUGUUAGUCCACAUUCUGAUGCAGGAUCCAUGACCUUUCUUCUGCAGGAUGAUGAGAUCACUGCUCUACAAAUCAAGUACAAGGAAAGAUGGCUUCCCGUAAAGCCAAUUCCAAAUACAUUGGUCGUCAAUGUCGGUGAUGCUCUUGAGGCUUGGAGCAAUGGGGUUUACAGAAGCAUUGAGCACAGAGCUGUUACGAACACCAAAAAAGAAAGAAUUUCCAUUGCAGCAUUCGUACUUCCAGAUGAUGAGGUUCAAAUUGGUCCUGUGGACUCAAUGAUGGUUGAUCGGCCAAGACUGUACAGAAAUGUUAAGUUUCUGGAUUACCUUAAACACUUUUUAGACAAGAAUUUGGAUGGAAAAUCUCACACCAGCUUUCUCAAGUUAGAAAAGGAGUUAUGAAUUCUGGUUGCUUUUUCUUUUUUUUCUUUUUUUCUUUUUUUUUUUUUUUUUUCCUUUUUCCUACUUUGUGUCUAGUGCUAGCAUGUAAAAUAUGGAGAUAGAAGACAUAUUUAACAAUAAUAGAAUGAUACAUCAUAUAAUGUUAUUAUUUUA
This is a messenger RNA of Ziziphus jujuba (common jujube), 1405 nucleotides long. RefSeq names its product S-norcoclaurine synthase 1-like. The transcript has 4 exons. Lineage: Eukaryota; Viridiplantae; Streptophyta; Magnoliopsida; Rosales; Rhamnaceae. The record is from RefSeq and is a predicted model, not a curated record. The coding region runs from base 140 to 1252 and encodes 370 amino acids.